Gekko japonicus is the source of this 734-nucleotide messenger RNA. Its product is annotated as protein-cysteine N-palmitoyltransferase HHAT-like protein. The record is from RefSeq and is a predicted model, not a curated record. Gene Ontology annotation, cellular component: endoplasmic reticulum. Gene Ontology annotation, molecular function: acyltransferase activity. Gene Ontology annotation, biological process: negative regulation of N-terminal protein palmitoylation. The transcript has 5 exons. NCBI's taxonomy places the organism in Eukaryota, Metazoa, Chordata, Lepidosauria, Squamata, Gekkonidae. The annotation marks the transcript as partial.
UGAUCCCUUGGAGUCGGCGCCUGUGGUGGUGACCCUGAAAAAUGGGCAUUAAAGCGGCUCUACCCAGUUGUGAACUGGGCCUGUAUGCCCUCGUGGUGCUGUGCGCCAUCGUCUACAGCGGCCACGACAUCUUUGAAACCUCUCGAGAGAGUAUGAACAGAAAGACUUUCCGAGAGAACAUUAGACCAGGAUGGCAUUACUUUGGCAGGAAAAUGGACACCGCCGAUUUCGAGUGGGCCAUGUGGUUCACUUCGUUCAGGAACUUCAUCAUCUUCGCCCUGUCGGGUCACAUUCUCUUUGCCAAGAUCUGCUCCAUGACAGCGCCUCAGCACCGGUCCGUGAUUUACAUGGUGUACGGGGUAGUGGCUGUAUUCGGCACAAUGGGGAGCACAUACCUGAUGAUCGUCCUCGCACACUGUUUGGUGCUGUACACCGUCGCGCUGGCUAAGCAGAAGUGGCUGUGCUUCGUCGCGGGGCUCUGUAGUCUGGCCUCCUUCAAGGUGGAGCCGUUCAGCACUUGGCAGAAUGGGUUUGUAACAGGAACUUUUGAUCUUCAAGAUGUCCUCUUUUACGGAGGAACCGGCUUCAGCAUCAUGCGCUGCAUGAGCUUCGCUCUGGAGAACUGCGAGAGGGCGGACGGGAACUUCUCCAUCUUCGCCCUGCUGAAGUACAACUUCUACCUCCCCUUCUUUUUCUUCGGGCCCGUCAUGACCUUUGACCGAUUCCAUGACCAG